Rotaria sordida is the source of this 954-nucleotide messenger RNA. The record is from the annotation of a GenBank genome assembly. Lineage: Eukaryota; Metazoa; Rotifera; Eurotatoria; Philodinida; Philodinidae.
AUGACUACACCAAUUUUCCACGCUAAAUCGACAGCAAUCGAAGUUGUUAAAGGUCUUAAUGCAAAAUUAAAUGGAAAAGUAGUAAUUAUUACUGGUGCUACAUCAGGUAUUGGUGUUGAAACAGCUCGUGCAUUAGCAUCUGCAAAUGCACAUGUAAUUAUAACAGCACGAGAUAUGAAUAAAGGCGCACAAGUUGUUGAAGAUAUUAAGAAAACAACAGGAAACAACCAAAUUGAAGUAAUGGAACUCGAUCUUACUUCACUUCAAUCAGUAAGAAACUUUGUUAAUCAAUUUCGAGCACGUAAAUUACCAAUCAAUAUUCUUAUAUGUAAUGCAGGAAUUAUGGCAUGUCCAUAUUCAAAAACAGUCGAUGGUUUUGAAUCACAAUUUGGUGUUAAUCAUCUGGCUCAUUUUCUUCUAACAACUAGUCUACUACCGGAACUCAAGGCUGGUAAACCAUCACGUGUAGUUGUUGUUAGUUCAGUAGCAAACAAACGUAGUGGUAUUAAUUGGGAUGAUAUUAAUUGGGAGAAAAAUUAUGAUAAAUGGCUUGCAUAUGCUCAAAGCAAAACCGCUAAUAUUCUCUUUGCUAAACAACUCAAUAAAUUAUAUGCAUUGGAAGAAAUUCAUGCCUAUUCUUUGCAUCCAGGUGGAAUUAUGACUAAUUUACAGAAAGAUGUACCAAUCGAGGAACAACGUGCAAUGGGAUGGUUUAAGGAGGAUAGUACUACCGUUGAUCUUUUCAAAAAUGUUGAACAAGGCGCAUCAACUAGUGUCUAUGCCGCUUUAGCACCUAAUCUUGAUAAGUAUGGUGGAGAAUAUCUUGAAGAUUGUGCAAUUAGUCAAGGAGUAAAUUCAAAUCAAAUAUAUUCGGGUAUGGGGUCACAUGCAGUAGAUAUGGAGGCAGCUGAACGCUUAUGGAAAUUAAGUGAACAAAUGGUUGCACCUAAAUAA